Messenger RNA from Alternaria arborescens, 1440 nucleotides. Its product is annotated as Mannan polymerase II complex ANP1 subunit. Gene Ontology annotation, biological process: cell wall mannoprotein biosynthetic process; protein N-linked glycosylation. The record is from RefSeq and is a predicted model, not a curated record. Gene Ontology annotation, molecular function: alpha-1,6-mannosyltransferase activity. The coding region runs from base 1 to 1440 and encodes 479 amino acids. Lineage: Eukaryota; Fungi; Ascomycota; Dothideomycetes; Pleosporales; Pleosporaceae. The transcript is spliced from 4 exons. Gene Ontology annotation, cellular component: mannan polymerase complex.
AUGCACCGCCAUGCCUUUUCCAACGGGGCGUAUCCCUCGCAAGGAGGGGGUACCUUCUCCAUCCAACCUCACAAAUUCCAGCCGCGAUCACAGCCUGCGCUCAGGCGGCGGAGAACACUGAUACAGCGCUUGCUGCUUGUCGGUUCGCUGUUCUUUACCGCCCUAUUCUUCUUCUUCCCUGACCUGCGACCAAACCUGGGUUCCGGACCUCUCAGCUUGAUCUCCUCGAACGACGAUGCGCAGCUUGAGACCGUGCGAUACUACGAUUUGAACAACGUGCAGGGAACAGCGAGGGGAUGGGAAAGGGAGGAGCGCAUUCUGUUGUGCGCUCCUUUGCGAGACGCGGCUCCGCAUCUGCCCAUGUUCUUUGGCCAUUUGCAGAACCUCACAUACCCCCACAACCUCAUCGAUUUGGCUUUCCUCGUUGGAGAUUCCAAGGAUAACACCAUCUCACUCUUGACGGAGAAGUUGGAAGAGCUACAGGCCAAUCCCGAUCCCAAGCAGCAGUUUGGCGAGAUCUCGAUCAUGGAGAAGGAUUUUGGACAAAAGGUUAACCAAGAUGUUGAGAGUCGACACGGUUUCGCCGCACAGGCUGGCCGCCGAAAGUCAAUGGCACAAGCGCGAAACUGGCUGCUAAGCGCUGCACUGCGGCCAACACACAGCUGGGUAUACUGGAGAGAUGUGGACGUGGAGACUGCUCCGUUCACUAUUCUGGAAGAUCUCAUGCGGCACAACAAGGAUGUCAUCGUCCCCAAUGUCUGGCGACCACUUCCGGACUGGCUUGGCGGCGAACAGCCAUACGACCUGAACUCCUGGCAAGAAUCUGAGACUGCCCUCGCCCUCGCUGACACUCUCGACGAGGAUGCAGUCAUUGUAGAAGGUUACGCAGAGUACGCCACUUGGCGCCCGCAUUUGGCCUACCUCCGCGACCCCUACGGUGACCCAGACAUGGAGAUGGAAAUUGAUGGUGUUGGUGGUGUUAGCAUUCUUGCGAAAGCCAAGGUUUUCCGCUCUGGUGUCCACUUCCCUGCAUUCAGUUUUGAGAAGCACGCUGAGACAGAAGGAUUCGGCAAGAUGGCCAAGCGCAUGAAGUUUUCCGUGGUCGGUCUUCCCCACUACACUAUCUGGCAUCUUUACGAACCCAGUGUCGACGACAUCCGACACAUGGAGGAAAUGGAGAAGGAGCGCAAGGCCAAGGAGGCUGAGGAAGAAGCGAAGAAGGCCAAGGAGGCUAAGAUCAAGGACAAUUUUGAUGAAAAGAAGAGCGACUGGGAGAAAGAGAAGGCAGCCGUCCAAGACAUGGUUCAGCAAGCAAAGAACGAGGAAAAGGCGGCCGCCGAGAAGAAGAAUCAACAAGAAGCGGCAGCAAAAGAGGAGCUGCCCAAGGCAGACACCAAGGAGGAGAAGCCAGCUGAUAAGAAGGAGGGCGAUCAAUCAUAG